AUGUCUCUUUAUUCAUUCACAUUAGAGCAGAUCUUUGAUUCACUUGGACACUAUACAACUGUUACACUUAAAAAUAAAGAGAUUAUUCUUGGUUAUUUAUACACAAUUGAUCCUGUAACCAAUAAUGUUGUUUUAUUUAAAGAUCAACACAUUAAUGUUCUCUUGAGUCAUUCCAUUGAGAAUUUAAAUAUUGAUAAAGACGAUUUUAUAGAUUUAUCAAUACUAGAAAAAUCGAUGGAAUAUAAAACACUGGAUAAAGAAUGGCUUGAAAAAAGACGUUAUGAUCUUAUUCAAUUUUUAGAAAAGAAUCGAAUACCAAUUCAAUAUGAACAAAAUGAACCUGUGAUUCAUGUCUUGGGUUGUGCACGUGUUGAAUCUCCCUACGUGGCCACAAGUGUCGUAUGUGAUAAUGCCCUGAUUCGCAAACGCGUGCGUGAUUUGAUACUCGAGCUCAGCAGAUGA
This is a messenger RNA of Cokeromyces recurvatus, 462 nucleotides long. RefSeq names its product Gemin6. The transcript is spliced from 3 exons. The record is from RefSeq and is a predicted model, not a curated record. Lineage: Eukaryota; Fungi; Mucoromycota; Mucoromycetes; Mucorales; Mucoraceae. Gene Ontology annotation, cellular component: SMN complex; nucleus. Gene Ontology annotation, biological process: spliceosomal complex assembly; spliceosomal snRNP assembly. Bases 1 to 462 code for a protein of 153 amino acids.